CCCCCCUUCCCCUCCUUUUUGGUGAUCACAUCACAUGGUCUGAAAUAUGCAAAAUCAUGGGGGGGUGGAGGCGAGUUACUUUCAUUUUAAUCCCCUUUGGUCUUUCACGCUGGAAUAUACGGGCGUGGCGUCUUUUAAAACAUAUUUAAAAAACGAGAUAGUAACCCAGCUGCCCUCCACAAUCCUGCCGCCACCAUGUCUACCCUCAGCAGCAGGUCGGACCAAGAGCUUACCUCCCUUUUGGACCAGUAUGAAAUCAAACACGGUCCUGUGGUCGAAAGUACGCGGAAACUUUAUGAAAAGAAACUUCUUGACGCAAUGAGCAAAGAGGAGAAGCAAGGCAAGGUGAAGAAACUAUCGUCAGACAAGACCUAUUACAGGGAGGAAGAGACAGAAACCUUCUUCCUGCAUCCAGCUCAACACACCUCUCCAAUCCACUAUGAAGAUUUCUCUGAUGGAGACAACUCAGACACACAGACAAAGUACAGCUCUGUGAUGGGCACUAAAAGGUCUCCCUCAAAGAGGGAGAAAUUUGGAGACUUGUCCAGGCAGAUCUACAGCACAGAGGCCACUUACCGAAACGUGUCGCAGUCUAACCCGUCCCCCCUGCCAUCCUCCACCAGGUCCGCCCAGGAAAAGGCCCCCGAGGCGACGCGCUACAUCCCACUCUGGUUCCAGUUCCUGGUUUUCUUGGUGUUUGCUGGAAUUCUCUACUAUGUUUUCGCUAAUAUGGAAACUCUGCCCAAAAAACGCCUCGAGAUUAAAAACUAAGCAGGGCCAGACCUCUAUUAUUAGGUGCUCUGUUAAGAGUCCUCCAGGUUGCGCUACAGGUUUUAAGUUCCCUAGUCUCUUGCACUACCCAGACUCCUUUUUUAUUAGUUCCACUGUUUAAUUGUUUAGCACAGAAAGCAUGUGGGAGGGGGGAGGGGGGAGGGCACGAAUGGUUUAAUUCUUGAUAGUUUCAAUUGAUCGAUUAAUCACCCCAUCUACGAUCAAUUAGUCCACACCUGUUUGCUUGUGACGUGAAAUUGCAUUGCAAAGACGGUUCCAAAUAGUACACAGUAUUAAUCCUUAGCGGUCCAUUUAUUCAGCGCUCGUCAGACGGGUCAGGACCAAUUUAUUUUCACACGCGCCGUUCAAAACGUUUUCAGAGCAAAACAGGUUUAAAACUUUUAUAAGGGUUACCCGUAAAGGGAAUGUGUAUUGUUGUCACUUUCACUCAGCAGUUGGGUGUGCAGUCUGCUUUAUUACAA
This is a messenger RNA of Polyodon spathula (Mississippi paddlefish), 1253 nucleotides long. RefSeq names its product emerin-like. The transcript is spliced from 7 exons. Lineage: Eukaryota; Metazoa; Chordata; Actinopteri; Acipenseriformes; Polyodontidae. Bases 196 to 771 code for a protein of 191 amino acids. The record is from RefSeq and is a predicted model, not a curated record.